AUGUUGAGAAAAGGCCUAACCAUAAUUGUAGCGUUAUUUGCCGUGUUAUCUGGGCUAAUUUGGUAUAAUGCUUAUCUUCCUAUCUCUCCUAAACUCAAGGGCGAUCAAAAAUUGAUACCGUUUCUGUUCAAUUUCAACAACGAACUCGGACAAAUAGUCGAUGAUAAAUUGGGCCUUGUUGCAAAAUACAAAUGGUAUCGUUGGUUUUUUUCAGCAAUAUCAACGUCAAAUUCACUUCUAGUGGCGAAAGGAAUCACCAUCACAGAUUCGGUUAUUUCUGGCAUACCUGUGAAGAUAUUCCGGCCAGAACUGGCCAAGGAGGGUGAACGUCAAUAUCGCCCUGGGUUAAUAUUUUUUCAUGGUGGCGGCCUAAUAUUUGGAAGUGUAAACUGGACAUGUUAUAUUCAGCAAUGUAUCAUGAUCGCUCAAGGUGUAGUGACUUUUCCAACCUAGGUUUAUUUGGAUGGAAGUGAAGCAUGCAGCCUGUGUACUCAAUCUAGCUUAAAUAUGGAAACUCGAUGGCCAGAAAUCGGUAUUAAAUAAGCGUCGACAUAUUAAUAAAUACGGCCCCCAGAACAUAGAUUGAGGUCUUCGUAUAUAUAAGUGGGCAGUGAUAGCAUUAGCAAUAAAAGUCAAAACUAAACAGAUAAUCUGCUGCCAGUUGCAGUCACGUAAUGUUUAUAUCAGGGGACCCCGGUUCAAAAUUUGUGAAGCCCCCCACCUUAUAUGAUUGCAAAGGGCACAAGUUGACAGCCAUAGGCACAAGUUUUCUCUGGGGCUUCGUGGGGGGGGGGGGUAUACUUUGGGGGAAGAUGUCUGAUGGUUAGAAAACAACAUAACCUCAAAAUCUACAACCCGCCUGAGGUCCCCAUUUUUGGACCAAAAUAGUUGCAAUACUGGUCUGUUGCUAAUUGAUAUUUUAUCUUCCAGAUACAAAGUCGGUGGUGAUUUCAGUUGAGUAUCGACUGGCACCUGAACAUCCCUUUCCAGCACAAUUUGAAGACUGUUAUUCUGUUGUGAAUACCGUCACCAAUGAACCAAGGACAUUUGGCAUUUUAAACAACAAGAUUGCACUUGCCGGAGAUAGUGCAGGCGGGCAGCUGGCCGCUGCGAUUUCCCUUAACUUUGCGAAACAAAACAGAUCAUCCGAACUUGUUGGCCAAGUGUUGAUCUACCCUUUGCUUCAGCUUAUUGAUACCUUAUGCCUGCCAUCCUUUCAGAAAUAUAAACUAGGUUUUCAGAUGGACGAGGAACAGACAGCUUACCUUAUGUCGGUUGCAACGACAGGUAACGGAGAUAUGAAACAAGAGUAUCUCAAUGGAAAUGUCACACGAUACUUUAUGAGGACACCAUUCUGGCAGUUCCUUGAAAUUCCAGAGACUUCAAAUUGUGAAGUUUAUAAAGACAGCGCCAAUAUAACUUUGCCUUCUGAUUUUGUUAGCAAAGUAACCGACCCACGCUUUUCUCCCCUCCUAGCCAAAAGCGUGGAGGGUUCCCCCCCAACCUUGUUAAUGAUAGCAGAGUAUGAUGUCCUUGCAAGCGAGGGCAUUCUUUACGGAAAACGUUUGGGGGCAGCAGGUGUUCCAACUGUCAUCAAAGUGUUUAAAACUUAUCAUGCAUUCCUAAACCGUCUUUCAAUUCCUUUUAUAAACACACCGAUAGCAAAACAAGGCAUGGAAGAUACAGUUAAUUUUUUAAAUUCCGUAUUUUACAGGUAA
Paramuricea clavata is the source of this 1718-nucleotide messenger RNA. The record is from the annotation of a GenBank genome assembly. NCBI's taxonomy places the organism in Eukaryota, Metazoa, Cnidaria, Anthozoa, Malacalcyonacea, Plexauridae.